GUUUCUGCUCUCUCUAUCUCAGGAAUUAUUGUGACUGUUACAGAGCACUGGGCUUCAGGGAGUUUGCCAGGAGACAAGCAGAAAAGGAAACUUCUUGUCUCUCCUUUCAGCAGGCCAGGUCUUUCCCCCCACACUUCUCCUAUUCCUAAAUACUGCUAUGGAGCCAAACAGUCCUAAAAAGAUACAAUUCGCUGUACCAUUAUUUCAAAGUCAAAUAGAUUCUGAAGCAGCUGAACAGAUCAGGAAAAGAAGGCCCACCCCAGCAUCAUUAGUAAUUAUGAAUGAUUCGUCUCCUGAAAUAGAUGAGAAGAGAAUGAACAACAACUCCCAAGAUGAAUCACAGAACGCCUCCCCCAAACAGAGGAAGCAGAGUGUCUAUACUGCGCCUGCCAUGAAAGGAAUUAAGCAUCUAAAAAACCAGAAGGACUUGGCAUUUCCAGAGGAAGAGGAAGGCGUCUGUGAAAGAGACGAGGAAUAG
Molecule: messenger RNA, 478 nt
Organism: Python bivittatus (Burmese python)
Lineage: Eukaryota; Metazoa; Chordata; Lepidosauria; Squamata; Pythonidae
Gene: PPP1R1C
Product: protein phosphatase 1 regulatory inhibitor subunit 1C
Biological process (GO): intracellular signal transduction
Cellular component (GO): cytoplasm
Molecular function (GO): protein phosphatase inhibitor activity
Source: RefSeq, a predicted model, not a curated record